CAUUCUUCUACGUGCGUGUGUUGCCCUGAGAUGUUCAGUUCAAAACUGUUCGAUUCAACGACUUCAAUGAAAGCGUUUGACUCAGACGAAGAGGAGGUCGAGCUGUUGGGCUCAAAGGAGCUAAGACAAUGGGCCAACCACAGCAUCCAAGAGUUGAGCAGCACUCUGGAGCAGCUCAGCCAUGAAGGCGAGGAUGUUGGACGCAGGGAUGGUCGCCACGAGAUGAUGAUGAUGGCAGAGGAAGAUGGCAUGGCUGCAAGAAGUCAAAAGACUCAGAGUGAAGCAGUUAACCAGCUGAAGAGUCUUCUGUUGAAGCAGGGCAAAGAAAUCCCUCCACCUCCUCUACCUUCAGGGAAAAAGUCUCCAGCAAAGAGAUUACAGCAGGAUUCCAGUUUGCCCUCUUCUCAGGAUUUAGUUCCCACGGUCCAAAACCAAUCACAAUACAUUCAGCAUCUGGAAGCUGAGAUCAAAUUCUGCAAGGAGGAGCUUCAGGGAAUGAAACAGCGGGUCAGAGUGGUGGUGGUGGAAAACGAGAAGCUGCAGUCCAAGCUCAAGUCCAAAAGUAGGGAGGAAUGUGUCGAACCAACAAGUCAAAACUCUACGGUGACUGAGCACAGCUCUGUUGCAGAGCAGCGUGUGCUGCAGAGGCUGGAGAGCAACACAUGGAGGAAUGAGAUGAAACAGCUGAAACUGAUCUACCAGGCCCAGAUUGAGAGCUUGGAAUGUCAGGUUCUUUCUCUCAGGAAAGAUUUGUCAGUGAGUCAGAAGGAGUGUGAGGAGGUGAAGGUUCGUCUAAGACACAAGGAAAAGCAGGCUGCAGAGGUGCUGAAGACUGAUGGAGCUCCCCGCGUGGCCGGACUGUGUCUGAACUGUGCACAGCAUGAGGCCGUGCUGGCUGAGACCCACACAAAUCUGCACGCCCAGGCCGUAGACAGGCUCACAAAGGAACGUGAUGAAUUGCUGGCAGCUAUGUGUGCUUUGCGAUCAAGUCAACAAGAGGCGCAGCAGAGAGAGUGGACAGCCUGCCUCCAGGUCAAACAGGCCAUUGAGAUGGCAGAAGAAGCUAAUCUGCAUAAAGCUAAGGUUGAGGUGCAGUGUGAGCAGCUAACUAGGGAACUUGCUCGGCACCGGGAACAGCUGACCAGAGAAGCCCAUGCGUUACAGCAGAGGUUGGCUGCAGCCAGAGAGGAAGGCCGAGUUCAGGCCCGCACUCAAAAAGAAGAGCUGACACGCACAAUCUCCAGCCUCUCUCAACGUGUCGCAGAGUUGGAAGGACAAUUGGAGAGAGCACACAGAGACAGGGCUUCACUGUCUGCAGAGCUGGACGGGGUUCUCAGCAAACUUACCAAUCAGGAACAAGAAAAUACAAAGGUUUGCGUGGAUCUUCGUCAUCAACUCAGUCAGGCCAUCCUGAAGAAAGAGGAGGCAGAGAGAGAGCUCAGACAACUCAACGCCAAAACCAGCCAACAGAUGGAAAAAGCUGCUCUGGAAGUGGAAAGGCUGAACUCAGAGCUGGUUGGCUGUCGCCAGCAUCUGGAGGUGGUCCAAAAGGAUGGGGGCCAAUGGCAGGCCGAAGCCCUGAGCCUAGCAGAACAGCUGGCAAAUGCCCAGCGCCAACUGCACCUCACCAGACAGGACAGAGAAAGUGCUGAGCGGGCUCAUGCAAAGGAAAUGGCAUCGGCAUCCGUUUCAGCGCAGAAAAGGGAGACGGAGCUGAUGGGGAUGCUGCAGCAAAGUGAGGCUCGGCGCUCCGAGAAAGCUGCAGAGACGGAUGAUCUACUAAGUGCUCAGAAUUCCCUGAUAAGGAAGCUGAAGGAGGAAUGCUGCCUACUGGGGGCCAAACUAGAAGAUGUGACUGAACAAAGCAGAAGUAAGCUGGAGCAGCUGGCCCUGGAGAAGCAGCACUUGGAGGAGACGGUGAGCAGCCUGAGAACUCGCUGCUCCAACAUGGAGGAACAGUGUGUCCAGCACGGGCGCAUGCAUCAGCGCAUGAAGGACAGGUUGCAGCAACUGGAUCAGUGCUGUCAGAGCAGCGCCCUGCAGGUGUGUGAGCUGCUGGCUAAACAGAACAAGCUAAUGCAGGAGAGAACCUUCUCAGAGCAACCAAACGUGAGACGAGCUGAAGCGGCGAGCUUGUGAGGGUCCUUGUCCAUUCCUCUGGACGUUUUGAUGGAGAUAUUUUUCUUAUUCAAAGGAAAAUGAGAACAUUUUGGGGUAAAACAAUCAACAUUUAACCUGUUUACACUGAGCCGUGGCAUGGUUUAAUUUUCCUUUUUAAAUAAAUAUUGAAACCCAUAA
Messenger RNA from Oryzias latipes (Japanese medaka), 2298 nucleotides. It is a transcript of the gene sdccag8, whose product is annotated as SHH signaling and ciliogenesis regulator sdccag8. Gene Ontology annotation, biological process: centrosome cycle; neuron migration; establishment of cell polarity. Lineage: Eukaryota; Metazoa; Chordata; Actinopteri; Beloniformes; Adrianichthyidae. The record is from RefSeq and is a predicted model, not a curated record. Gene Ontology annotation, cellular component: centriole; centrosome.